AUGGACAACAUUAGUAACGAUUAUUAUUCUAUGGACGAUAGUUCUGAUAGUGAACUUAGUAGUGCCGAUUUUGAAGAUUCAGAAGAAAUUGAAAACCACAAUAAUCUAUUAGAGUUGAAAGUUGGGCUUACCUUUGGAAGUUUCAAGGAAUUUAAAGCCUGGAUUGAAUGUUUUGCUAAAAAGGAAGGGUUUAGUUAUCGAAUUAGAACUAGCACAAUAGAUGGUGAUAUAGUUCGUCAUGCUAUAUACGAAUGUUCAAGAUCAGGUACACACCAACCUCUAGUGACUACAGAUCCUACUAAGCGACGAAAUAUGUCUUCACAACGAACAGAAUGCUCUUGGCAUCUUAACCUUACCUGCCCUAAAACAAAUAAUAUUUUGAAGAUCAACUCAUUUAAGGAUGAACAUAAUCAUGUUCUUACUCUAACUAUAAAUGAAAUAGCUUCACGAUUUAGGAGAUUAAUCCCAAAAAUGUUAUCUGAUAUAAAAAAAUAUGUAUUGCAAGAUCGAAUGGAUUCUGGGUCCAUCUACCCUUUACUAAAGCACGAUUAUCCUAACCAAUCUAUCUUUAAAAAAGAUCUUUAUAAUGCAGUAUACCGUUUUCGAACUGAAAAUAACCCUGGUGAUUCGGAUGCAUCCCAAAUGCUCCAAAUACUAAUGAAUUGGAAAGAAUCAGAUCCUUCAUGGGUAGUUAAACUCUAUUUAGAUCCUUU
Molecule: messenger RNA, 713 nt
Organism: Racocetra persica
Lineage: Eukaryota; Fungi; Glomeromycota; Glomeromycetes; Diversisporales; Gigasporaceae
Source: the annotation of a GenBank genome assembly